Messenger RNA from Magallana angulata, 1902 nucleotides. RefSeq lists its product as uncharacterized. Gene Ontology annotation, molecular function: zinc ion binding; ubiquitin protein ligase activity. Gene Ontology annotation, biological process: proteasome-mediated ubiquitin-dependent protein catabolic process; protein polyubiquitination. Lineage: Eukaryota; Metazoa; Mollusca; Bivalvia; Ostreida; Ostreidae. The transcript has a single exon. The record is from RefSeq and is a predicted model, not a curated record. Bases 1 to 1656 code for a protein of 551 amino acids.
AUGGCGACCUCUAUACCAGUCGCUGUUCAACACUGUUUGAAGUGUGGCGCUCUUAACUGUGACGAAGUUUGUCCUUUUUACUGCAAUCCUUGUCAUCAACGAUUGUGUGAAGAAUGUAGAAAUCAAAACAGUACAGACACCAUCGGAUAUGACCAUCAGAUCCCUGUGGAAAAAUGUAAGCUCCAUCCGACUCGAUACGCAGAUAUCCUUUGUAAUGAAUGCAACAUUCCUCUUUGUUCAAAGUGUUCAACCAUGAAAGAGCAUCGAGGUCAUACAUUUAAUGACCCGGGGGAAACAUAUGCAGAAAAAAUUGAAUUUUGUCAUUAUGCAAUCUCCAAAAUUCAAAGAAAUCAUCUUCAAACUUAUCACCAUUUGAUAAAGAGAAAGGACAAUGACGCAGAAAUACGGAUGCUUAUAGAUGGCAUCAGACAAUCCGUAAAGACUGAAGCUGAAUCCUUAAAGGAGAUUGUAGAAAAGAUGACAUCAGACAAAUUGGAAUACGCCGAUGCGAUAGAAGAAACACUUUUUAAAAUUCUUAAAGCACAGGAAAAAUCAUUUGAAGACUAUAUUGUAUACCUAGAAAAAAAUUACAGGAAGUUUCGUGACCAUCUCUCUGUCAAGAAUUUCAAAGUUUUAUUAUUAACCAGUUUUGAGAAUUGGGUAAUCCAAUCCAUUCCAGAUAUAAAAAAUCCAGUUCCACCAAUAUUUACUGAAGGUCAAUUUUGCAAAGAUGAUGUUGCCAAGCUACUUGGAAGUAUUCAUUUUACUGAUGAUAAAAAAGGAAAAGCUAUGGAGACUGUCUCUACACGUUUAAAGCAGAACCAAAAAGACAAAGAGAACCAUUCUCUAAAACUAACAAUGCCACUGCAUUCUUCUCUUGUUAGGGUCAGAAAGUACAGAGUACCAGUUGUAGACCAUGUAUAUCAUAUAUCGUUGGAUAAUUGUGGCAGAUUUUGGGUCAGUGAUGGGAGUGGGAACAUUGUCCACAUGGAUGCACGAGGAAAUUAUCUUAAAAAUAUAAAAAGUAGUGGUAGAUUUGAGGGCCAUCACACAGUCACGCAGGACGGGAAUCUGAUCUUUGCAGACAGAAAGUACAAAGUCAUCAGAAUAAUAACAUUGGAAUAUGAAAUUACUAACUUCAUUAGAACAGGUGAGUGGGAACCUUUCAGCAUACACUCCUCCCACAUCAACGGGGACAUACUGGUGGGAAUGAUUAAGGGUAGAGAGGCUAAAGUCACCAGGUACAACAAGAAUGGAGAAGAAAUACAGAAUAUACAGAGAGACAACAAAGGACGGGAACUGUAUAGAAAUCCACACUACAUCACAGAAAACAUCAAUGGUGAUAUCUGUACAUCAGACUAUAACAAACAAGCUAUAGUGGUAGUAAAUAAAUCAGGACAACACAGGUUCUCCCAUAGAUUAAAAGCAAAGUUUUAUCCCUAUGGAGUAUGUACAGAUAUCCUCGGCCACAUAAUAGUUUGUAAUAUUUCCACAAACACUGUUCAUCUUCUAGAUCAGGACGGUCAGUUCCUGUCACUACUUCUUACACCACAACAAGGGGUAGACUAUCCUCUAAGUCUUUGCGUAAAUUUUGAGAACAACCUGUGUGUAGGACGAUGGAACUACACAGUGGAAGUGUACAAAUAUCUUUUUUAACACUCAUUAUGUGUCAGACACCUAAGACAUUCUGAUGCAUAUCAUCAUAGAGAAACAUUCUCACGAUUGAAGCUUUUUAGCGAAAGCUAUUUUUGAAAACUCUUCGAGAAUUCUAAUCAAAUUGCAAACAACGACAACAAAAUUUGUUAUUUUUGGAGAAAGUAAGCACUUAUAAGAACAAAUUAUACACUGUAUAUAUUAAUUAAGACUAUUUGUGCUUGUGUCCCUUUCGACCACACCUUUUCA